AUGACAACACUGAAGAAGCUUGCAAAGCUCUUUCAAAUUACUGGAGAAUCAGAACAGUCAUUAGAAUUCGCCAGAUAAAAUCUUUGCAAAGCUUCAGCCUUCGAACCUUACGCAUCAUUCUAGAGAUUGGAUAGAUUAAGCAAAGGUUAUUUGACUCCAAGAGACUUUUUAAAUUUUUUGAAGGAUAAUGGCAUUGAUACUGCAGAUGAAUUCGAUGCUAAAUUACUCAUUAACUAUUUCGAUGCUACAGGCGAGGGAAGACUCUUUUAUACUGAAGCUGCUUGCACUUAGAGACCAACCUAUCCAGUUGGACCAAAUGAGUAUCUUCCAUUUGAUGUAGAAAGAUUAUUAGCUAAACUCGUGCAAAAAGAAUUGAAGCUAGCAAGAGAUGCAGAAAGAAUUAAAUAGGAAUUAGCUUCUAGGUAUGAUUACAGUUUAGACAGAUUAUUCAAAGAUGUCGAUGAUAUUAACUACAACUAUGUGGACUAGCAAAAUCUUAAGAGAUUCCUAAUUAAAUGUGGGGUUUUUCCAAAUGAAGCAACUCUAAUUUCUAUCCUGAGAAGAUUUGAUUUAGAUGCUGAUGCCAAGCUAAAUAAAAAGGAAUUUAUUGAGGGAGUUAAACCAAGUGCAGAUGAUUUCUCAAAGAGACAGACCAAUCAAAAGUAGACUUUAGCUUCAAGCAGAGUAUUCUCACCUAAAUCUAGCUAGAAGAAUAAGUCAUUCAGAAGUAGUAGCAAAGAUGAAGAAAAUAGAGGGAAUGAAAUAAGAUCUCCAACAUAAACAUUUAGAGCAAAGAGCUCACUCAAGAAGAAAAGAUCAUCUAACAAAUCCCAUGCUAAAUUAGGUGAGUCAAAUGGAAAGGCAGAUUACACUUCAUUUUAAGAAAGAAGAGAAGAAUAGCAUGAUGCAAAUUAAGUCUCUUAACUAAUUAGAUCUCCAUCCUAGAAUAAUUAUAACACUGCAGGAAAAGAAAAUUCACCAUUAAGAAUGAAAUACCUUCAAUCUUAAAACCAACUUUUGACAUCCCACUUCGAUGGAAAUAAAAGUGGACAUCACAAUACGCUUAGUCCAGGUGCUUCAAGACUAAAUGAGUCUCUUCACAAGAGCAGAUUAAAUGAAUCUCAAUUCACUAGUUCUAGAGCAGAUUUAAGAAGUCCCCAGAGAGAUAAUGAAGAAGGAGAAGCCUGCUUAAUAUACUUGAUAAGAAAUUGUUUCAGGGACCUAUUAGCAAUUGAGAGUGGACUUGAGCUUGCAAAGAAAGAGCUUGCUUUGAGACCAGAUUUCACUCUUGCAGGAGCAUUCAAUUUCUUCACUGGCUAUAGUUAGGACAGAUUGAGUUCUGACGAAAUUUUCUAAGGCUUCGAGAGAUUAGGAGUUGUCUGUGAUAUCUCAGAUGUUAAGUUAUAUGUAGAGAGAUAUGAUGCUGAUAGAGAUAAUAAACUAGGUUUUUGGGAGUUUUCUAACUCACUUCUUCCAGUGGAAACCAUUGUGAGAGAUGAUCUUGAGAGAAGAAGAGCUCAGUUUGAUUUAAGCUAUGAAACUAAGGAGCUGCUCAGAAGAACUUUCAGAAAGUUAAUAGAUGCUGAGACUAUGAUCGAAAAUCUAAGACAAAGAAUUGCAAGAGAGCAAUCAGUUUCAUUGAGAAAAGCAUUUGACCAGAUUGACUGGCUUGGCAGAGGAUUCCUGACAAAUAAUGAGUUUAAGAGAUCAUUUGAAAACUAUGGUCAAAGAAUGUCCUCAGCUUCUUUAUCUCAAUCAAUUGUGCUCAGAUAAGACUAGAUUGAAUUAGAGUCACUUAUUAGAAGGUUCAAUAAGGACAAGCUUAACGGAAGAGUUUCCUUACCAGAAUUCUUAGAGGAACUUACUCCCAAGAAUCCAUCCAAGGUCUAUUGA
Stylonychia lemnae is the source of this 1893-nucleotide messenger RNA. NCBI's taxonomy places the organism in Eukaryota, Ciliophora, Spirotrichea, Sporadotrichida, Oxytrichidae. The record is from the annotation of a GenBank genome assembly.